Messenger RNA from Gossypium raimondii (Peruvian cotton), 1292 nucleotides. Its product is annotated as protein transport protein SEC13 homolog B. The coding region runs from base 201 to 1106 and encodes 301 amino acids. The record is from RefSeq and is a predicted model, not a curated record. Gene Ontology annotation, molecular function: protein binding; structural molecule activity. Gene Ontology annotation, biological process: protein import into nucleus; COPII-coated vesicle budding. Lineage: Eukaryota; Viridiplantae; Streptophyta; Magnoliopsida; Malvales; Malvaceae. The transcript is spliced from 3 exons. Gene Ontology annotation, cellular component: nuclear pore outer ring; COPII vesicle coat.
GUCAUUUAACGUCUUGCUUGACCUUAUAAAACAAGGUUACCGUACCGAUUCGAGCCCUAGGCCCUAACUAUUUCCAUCCCCAAAAUCGAUAUCUUCAGAUUACUUGAUCCAUCAAAGCCCUCUCCGAAAAUCCCUACUUUCAAGUUUCGAUCCGAUCGACGCUGCUGUUGUUCCUUCUGCCGAUUACUGAUAAAGGAGAAAUGCCAUCGCAGAAGAUUGAAACUGGCCACCAGGACACGGUCCAUGAUGUGGCCAUGGAUUUUUAUGGUAAGCGUAUUGCUACCGCCUCAUCAGACAGCACAAUUAAGAUAGUUGGGGUGAGCAACAACACACAUCAGCAUUUAGCGACUCUGACAGGUCACCAGGGACCAGUAUGGCAGGUGGCUUGGGCUCAUCCAAAGUUUGGCUCUUUACUUGCUUCUUGUUGUUAUGAUGGACGUGUGAUUAUUUGGAAGGAAGGCAAUCAGAAUGAAUGGGCUCAGGCUCAUGUAUUUGAUGACCAUAAGUCAUCUGUUAAUUCAAUUGCUUGGGCUCCUCAUGAACUGGGACUUUGUUUGGCAUGUGGUUCUUCUGAUGGAAAUAUAUCAGUUUUCACAGCAAGGGCAGACGGGGGCUGGGAUGUAUCAAGGAUUGAUCAGGCUCACCCAGUGGGGGUAACAUCUGUUUCAUGGGCUCCAUCAACAGCACCCGGUGCUCUUGUUGGUUCGGGUUUGCUGGACCCUGUUCAGAAACUUUGUUCUGGUGGGUGUGAUAACACUGUAAAGGUGUGGAAACUCUACAAUGGAAUCUGGAAGAUGGACUGCUUUCCGGCUCUCCAAAUGCAUACUGAUUGGGUACGGGAUGUUGCUUGGGCACCCAAUUUGGGGCUACCAAAAUCGACCAUUGCAAGCGCUUCCCAGGAUGGGAAAGUAAUUAUAUGGACAGUGGCCAAGGAAGGGGAUCAGUGGGAAGGUAAAGUAUUGCAUGAUUUCGGUACCCCUGUGUGGAGGGUGUCGUGGUCAUUGACUGGAAACAUAUUGGCUGUGGCUGAUGGGAACAACAAUGUGACGUUGUGGAAAGAAGCUGUAGAUGGGGAAUGGCAACAGGUGACUGUUGUUGAGCCAUAAUCUUCUAAUUUUUUUUAUUGUAAUAUUUGCAAUGUUUUAUACAGCUGCAUGGUUGAAUCGUUUAUGCCUGGAAAUUCUAGAACCGAAUUUUUCAACUUGAACUUUUUAUUGGAUGUAGUUUGCAGACCCAUCAUGUUGUUGUUAAAGAAAAUUAUGAGCUACUUGAAAGAGUUAAUCUUUUACUUA